UUUUUUCCCCCCUCCUUGUUAUUCUGGCAGCUAAGCAAGCCGGGAUCGGAGGCGUUCGAUUGAAGGGCUCGUGUUAAGCAUCUGGUAACUGGGAUCGUAUUCUCCUGUAUUUUUUCAGGCUCCUUGGAAAUUGAGGAAUGCAAUUCUGCCACCAUGAUGGAAGGAUUGAAAAAACGUACAAGGAAGGCCUUUGGUAUACGCAAGAAAGAAAAGGAUACUGAUUCCACAGGGUCGCCAGACAGGGACGGCAUCCUGCCCAGCCCUCAUCCCAAUGAGCCACCUUGCAAUAGCAAACCCGAGAGUGCGCGUGAAGGAGGAAAAAAAAAUUCGAAGAAAACGAAUGGAGCCCCGAAUGGAUUUUAUGCGGAGAUCGACUGGGACAGAUACAAUUCACCUGAGCUUGAUGAGGAGGGAUACAGCAUCCGACCUGAGGAACCAGGCUCCACCAAAGGAAAGCACUUCUACUCCUCGAGCGAAUCCGAAGAGGAAGAGGAGGCGCACAAGAAAUUCAACAUUAAGAUCAAGCCUCUGCAGGCUAAAGACAUCCUGAAGAGCGCGGCGACGGUGGACGAGCUGAAGGCGUCGAUAGGCAACAUUGCACUUUCUCCAUCCCCCGUGAGGAAAAGUCCGGUAAGAAAUACAGGGACGAUUAAAAGGAAUUUAUCCAGUGAGGAGAUCGCGCGGCCCCGGCGUUCCACGCCGACGCCGGACCCCGCCAGCAAGAAAGCCGGGGAGGACCCGGCCGCGCUGGCACCGCUCUUCGGGCCCCCGCUGGAGUCGGCGUUCGAGGAGCAGAAGCUGGACGCUACUCUAGAUCAGCCUGAGAUAUGGGGCUCGGUCCAGCCGGUCAACACAAGCGUAGAGUCUCCAAAGCUACCGAGACCUUUCCCAACUGGAACUCCUCCGCCGCUCCCACCGAAAAACAUCCCGGCCACGCCGCCACGCACCGGCUCUCCUCUGACGGUGGGAAUAGGAGGGGACCAGACAGCAGCAGAGCUCAAAAGUGACAAACUUCCGUCCAUCAAUGACUUGGACAGCAUUUUUGGCCCCGUGCUAUCCCCCAAGUCUGCUGCUGUUAACGCAGAAGACAAGUGGGUCAAUUUUUCCGAUCAAUCCCCGGAAAACACGACUCCGGAGUUGACGCCCCGGGAAAAAGCGGGAUCCCCGCCGGCGGCAGCGGGCAGCCCGGCCGAUGCUCCGGCGGCCGAGCCCUCCCGCCCGAUCCCCUCGCCGCUCCACCUGGAAGAGGUUCACAAGAAGGUUUCUGAGCAGCCCCACCUUAAGGAUGAGAACUUGGAGCCGGCUGCUUCUCCCAAAGAUUUCGGGCUGGGACAAAGAGCGACCCCGCCUCCCCCUCCACCGCCCACCUACCGGACUGUGGUCUCCUCACCCGGACCGGGCGGCAGCAGCGGCACGGGAAGCACCAGCGGUUCUUCGUCCCCGGCUCGUCCCGGCACGCCGCUGGCCGCCUGCGGCACCCCCCCGCCGCCGCCGCCCCGGCCCCCCUCCCGGCCCAAGUUGCCCCCCGGCAAGCCCGCCGUCGCCGACGUGUCCAGGCCUUUUAGCCCUCCUAUUCACUCAUCCAGCCCUCCUCCGAUAGCACCUUUAGCCCGUGCUGAAAGUACUUCUUCCAUAUCUUCCACCAAUUCCCUGAGUGCAGCCACCACUCCCACCGUUGAAGAUGAUGCUUUUAUUGACAAACUGCCCGCGUUUGAAAGGCGCUGUGAAACGCCUGCAGAGAAUGAACAGCCUUCCCUCGUUUGGUUUGACAGAGGAAAGUUUUAUUUGACUUUCGAAGGCUCGUCGCGGGGACCCAGCCCCCUCACCAUGGGGGCACAGGACACCCUGCCCGUCGCCGCCGCCUUCACGGAAACCGUCAACGCGUACUUCAAAGGGGCUGACCCCAACAAGUGUAUCGUGAAGAUCACGGGGGAGAUGGUGCUGUCGUUUCCAGCGGGCAUCACCCGACACUUUGCCAACAACCCCGCUCCGGCGGUGCUCACCUUCCGCGUGCUGAACUACAACAGGCUGGAGCACGUCCUGCCAAACCCCCAGCUCCUCUGCUGUGACAACACGCAGAGUGACGCCAACACGAAAGAGUUCUGGGUCAACAUGCCAAAUCUGAUGACUCACCUAAAGAAGGUAUCGGAACAGAAACCACAAGCCACCUAUUACAAUGUGGAUAUGCUCAAAUACCAGGUAUCUGCCCAGGGUAUUCAGUCUACUCCAUUAAACCUUGCAGUGAGCUGGCGGUGUGACCCUGCAAGCACUGACCUCCGCAUUGACUACAAAUACAAUACAGAGGCAAUGACCACACCGGUAGCUCUAAACAACGUCCAGUUCCUCGUCCCCGUCGACGGAGGAGUAACCAAACUUCAAGCUGUGCUUCCUCCUGCUGUCUGGAAUGCCGAACAGCAAAGGAUAUUGUGGAAGAUCCCCGAUAUCUCUCAGAAGUCAGAAAAUGGAGGUGUGGGGUCUCUGCUGGCCCGAUUCCAGCUCUCAGAGGGGCCAAGCACCCCGGCCCCCCUGGCCGUGCAGUUCACCAGCGAGGGGAGCACGCUGUCCAGCUGCGACAUCGAGCUCGUCGGCGCUGGCUACCGCUUCUCCCUCAUCAAGAAGAGGUUUGCAGCAGGUAAAUACUUGGCCGAUAACUGAUGGAAGCUUAUGCAAGUCUAUGGAAAAUAAUAUGGAAAAUACCCAAGGACUGCUGUGCGUGGAACGGGUUUUAAUUACAGUUUAAGGAAAAUGAACUAAAUCCUGCACUCGGGACAUUUCUGUUGGAAGUGUCGACAACUUUCAGCAUUUUUUUUCCUUGGAAAACACCGUCUUGACCAGUCCUACAGUAUUUACUUCUAGAUGUAACAUUGUUAAUGGUUUUAAAAUGUAAUUAUUGUAUUUGUAAAUUGUACUCAUUCCAGUAAGGCUGUAUUUUGGCAGUUAGACACUUGAGUUUUAGCAUUUUACCAUUCAUGAAAUGGAUGUAAUUUAAACUGUGGUAUAUAAAUUUAAUAGUAGUACUGUUGAAUGGCACAAUGCUUACAGAGGUAGAUUACAUUUUGUCAAUAUAUACGAUUUAAAUACAAUACUGAUAGCUGUUAUGAAGGGGGUGCCUCAUAAAAAGAGAGUUAAGUAGAACCGACAAACUGAUCUACUUUUUCUUCAGUCCUUAGUAUGUCUCACCGUGAUGAAUAAAAAGCUCUAUCUUCAGGUUUAGCUGGUUUAACUCCAGAAAAAUAUUGCUGUAAAUGUGGAGGUUCCUAAUACAGUCUCCCAGCAAAAAGCAGAGAGAAAUGUCACCUCUACAAAAAGUUAUUUACUUCAAAUUUCCAUUGCAAGAAACCUCCGUGAACAUGCCCGUGUUCUCUUACAGCCGCAGAUUAACCGUCAGGAGUCCCAGCAGUGCGUGCAUAAGCGACGAGCGCUUCUCUUUGCCCCAUGUCCUUACACUUUGCAGAGUUGCAGAUAAGGAAAUCAGCAGGCAAAGAGGCUGGGUAGUAAAUCUGAGCUUACAGCACUGUCCGGAAACGUUAUUGCUGUUUUUAGGGUUGCAUUUUCCGAGCAGUCUCCAGAUUUUCAGUUGCAUUUCUACGUUCCUUUGCUCGCUUUUUCUGGGUUUUUUUCCCUGUUUUUGAAAGCCCCGUGGGUUUAGAAAAUAUUUUAAAGACAUGCAGCUCCCCCACGCCUUUCCAUUUUACCAGUUAGGCAAGAAAGCAUGUAUUUACAAACACUGGAAGACAAAUGCAGCCCAAGCCUGACCCUUGGUGGGACACCCAGAGCCGGCUGGGGCCGGUGCCGGUGCCAGGGGAGCAGGAGCAGCGCGGGGGGCUACCGAAAACCCACGGGGCAGGAGCUUGCCUUGCUGGUAUCAGGAGCAGCUAUCUCGUGGAGACGGGAAAACACGUAGAAGUGCUAAACUGGAGGGUGCAAAAUUGUCCCUCCGUGUUUUCCCCAAGCCGACGCGGGCUCGGAGCCGGGCUCCCGCGGUGCGUGCUGCUCCUCUCGGAGCAUCGCCUGUGCAGCGCUUGACUUCUAGUUGACGUUAGUCUCAGCCUACUGCUGGCAACAUGGUGAUAGCGUUCAUGGCAUUAAUGGUGCGGCAUCUGCCAAGGUGGAGAGCUUGGUUUAACGGGAGAAUUUGGCGAUACGAGGAAAAAAGAAGGGAUCUUUUGGAAAUGACAUGCAGCUGCUGUUCAGAUGCACAGGGAAGCAUAGGAGCAUCCGCUGAACGGGGUGCUGGGGACUUUAGAAAUAUGUAAGAUGACAAAUAGUGCUAAUUUUACAGUCACAAGUGUUGCCAGGAUUAGGCUUGUGCAUUUGCGUUGGAAAGCAGACUGUGCAUGUUAGGAAGUGCUUGCUCACAGAGCAGUUUGGAGUGACGUAAGAAAACAGAAAUCUGUGCCCGUCUUAGAAGAAAACAAGAAAAAUCUGGAGAUAUUUCAGUUCUGAGAUGACUCCCAGACCGAGAUAUGUAUGGUAGGGUGCUUGAGUUGUGUGCAUGCUCACAAAAGGUAUCAACACAGAAGAUAAAGCACAAUUUCAGUUAUGCAACUUCAUACAUCUUUGCAGUUUUUGAAAGUACACUUGCCAGUUCUCCUGGAUGGAGUGUUCAACUCGGUUAAUAAUUUUUCCCCUGAAAUGGAAAUAUGUAUAAACUGUGUAACCCACCCCUUUCUGACAUAGGAAUAUAGGGCAAAACCUAAGAAUCAGUUUUUGCAUAAUUGGUUCAUGCUGUGUACAAUUGUUAUAAACUCAUGCUUCCAAAAGA
This is a messenger RNA of Harpia harpyja (harpy eagle), 4765 nucleotides long. RefSeq names its product SH3GL interacting endocytic adaptor 1 (gene SGIP1). Bases 154 to 2655 code for a protein of 833 amino acids. Gene Ontology annotation, biological process: clathrin coat assembly; clathrin-dependent endocytosis. NCBI's taxonomy places the organism in Eukaryota, Metazoa, Chordata, Aves, Accipitriformes, Accipitridae. The transcript has 25 exons. Gene Ontology annotation, cellular component: clathrin-coated pit; plasma membrane; clathrin-coated vesicle. The record is from RefSeq and is a predicted model, not a curated record.